AUGGAACACAGUUUUGAUUUGACAGCUGAUCGACAACACGUUCAUGAUGCUGUCAAAAGUGAGUUAUUGUCAUUUGAUGAAGAUGUUAAAUUGAAUACUAAUAUAUUGCCAUAUUUUGAAUCAUUAGAACUUGAUAAUGAAAUUGAAUCCAAAAUUGAUCAAUUAUUAUCUAGAAUAGACUCGGACAUUUCAACACCUAUACUGUCUUCAGCUUCAGUUACUUCAACUCCAUUAGGUUCACCUGGUGCAAAACCAUUUACACUGAGUUCAAGUAUAACAAAUAAUUCAAAUCCUUAUGCAAAUAUCAAAUUUUCAGAUCCUGAUCCUAUUCAACCAUUAUCAGAUAUAGAUAAUAAUGAUCCAUUGGCUUCUUCAUUACAUAGUCUUGGUGGAUUAGGUGGUCCUAGUGGGAAAAUUAAUUCAAUAAAAUCUCCAAGUUCAGUACCUACAACAGGUUCAACAUUACAUACAAUAUCAUCAAGAAGAUCAAAUAUAAAUUCUAAUUCAUCAAAUACAAAUACAAAUCAAAAUAAUAAUAUAAAAUUUGGUCAAAUUGCUGUUAAAUUUUAUGAACGUAAAAAAUUGAAAAAACCAACAUGGUUUGGUAAAACUGAAGAAGAAAUUAAUUGGGAAACUUGGAUUUUAAAUAUAAGAGUUAUUUCAAAAUCAAUAAAUACUGAUCAUUCACAAUUAAUUGAAAAUUUAAAAUUACAAUUUGAACAAACUUUAUGGGAAAUUAGUGAACAAUGUGAUGAAUAUAAAGAUCAUAUUCCAGUUAUAACUUCAACUGAAUUAUUCCCAUUUCCUUAUACAAUAUCAACUUCACAUGGUAAUAAUGAUAGUUGGAAGGCAUUCAUUAAAAAAAUGCUUAAAGACCCUAUUUAUUGA
This is a messenger RNA of Hansenula ciferrii, 888 nucleotides long. RefSeq lists its product as uncharacterized. The transcript is spliced from 2 exons. The record is from RefSeq and is a predicted model, not a curated record. Gene Ontology annotation, cellular component: phagophore assembly site. The coding region runs from base 1 to 888 and encodes 295 amino acids. Lineage: Eukaryota; Fungi; Ascomycota; Saccharomycetes; Phaffomycetales; Wickerhamomycetaceae. Gene Ontology annotation, biological process: autophagosome assembly; autophagy.